UUUGAGAGAAUCAGUGGUGUCGCCUUUCCGUAAAACCAGAUAAACGAGGCGUUUUUUUUCUUUUUAUAUUCGAGUCAGAAGUUUUGACAGCGUAUUUUAAUCCUACCUUCUUGUUUAGUUUCGUUUUUGGCGGAAAACGAAAGGGAAAGUGGUGGGAAAGGUCGAAUUAGUUGGAGACUAUGAUAUUUCUCGUGAGAAUGCACCGUUCCCUCGUUUUUUUUUUCUCUAUUUAUAGCUCUGUCGCCCUCUCCCUCUCUGUUUCUUGUUUCUCUCUCGACGCUACAUGAUCUACAGAAAGGAUGAAAUUCUGCAAGAAGUACCAAGAAUACAUGCAAAAGCGGGGAAUCCAACACCUUCCGGGAGUUGGAUUCAAGAGAUUCAAAAAGAUCCUGAAGAGGUGCAGGGAAGAGCACCAGAUUGAGAGAGAUGGUGUCCACGUUUCAUCGUCUUCUUCCUCCAGUUGUCCUGUUUGUGAUGGCACUUUCUUCCCAACGCUUCUCAAGGAAAUGUCUGCAAUUGCGUUCUGUUUUAAUAGCCGAGCUCAAAAGUUGCUUCAACUGCACUUGGCCACUGGAUUUGAAAAGUAUUUGAUAUUGAUGAAAAAUAGGUUCCAAGGGAAGCAUGUACAGUUGAUUGAAGAAGGAGAAGACUUGGUAACCUAUGCUACAGUUAAUGCUAUUGCCAUAAGAAAGAUUCUUAAGAAAUAUGACAAGAUUCACCAUUCUAAGCAAGGGCAAGCUUUCAGGUUGCAAGCUAGGAGUAUGUCAAUUGAAAUUCUUCACUCGCCGUGGCUUAAUGAGCUUAUUGCUUUUUAUAUUAACUUGAAGGAGACCAAGUCUACUGUAAGAACCAUUCCUGGGUUAUUAGACGAGUGCUCAGUCAAGUUUGAUCAAGGAAAACCAUCUCUUUCGUGCAUACUAUUUGACUCUGUGCACCUUGAGAUUGAUCUUACUUGUUCGAUAUGUUUGGAUACAGUAUUUGAUCCAGUCUCUCUCACAUGUGGGCAUAUCCUAUGUUACAUGUGUGCUUGUUCAGCUGCAUCUGUGUCGACAGUUGAUGGCAUAAAGGCAGCUCAUCCAAGAGCAAAGUGUCCUCUAUGCCGAAAGGAAGGAGUCUACAGAGGUGUUGUGCACUUGGAUGAGUUGAACAUUUUACUUAGUCGAAGUUGUCCGGAGUAUUGGAUGGAGCGCCUUAAGAGCGAGCGAAUUGAACGAAUUCAACAAGCAAAGAAGCAUUGGGAAACUCAGUGCCGCACAUUUGUGGGUGUCUAGGUGCUUCAUGAAACAUUUUUUUGUAUUGUUGUCUCACGGAAGGAUUUGGUUGCAAUCUUGCUACUUGGAGUGUGGGGUCAUCUAAACAAAAUUAAACAAAAGAGAAUAGUUCAAUUUUUCUUGGACAUGUGCACCUUGAUAAAAUAUUCAUUUAUUGUUUAUUGUACAUAACAAAUUACUGAUCCUUUUUCUUGAGUGCUUUUAUAUAAUGAAGUCAGAUGUGUGUUUCUGCCU
Messenger RNA from Nymphaea colorata (pocket water lily), 1505 nucleotides. RefSeq names its product E3 ubiquitin-protein ligase BAH1. Gene Ontology annotation, molecular function: metal ion binding. NCBI's taxonomy places the organism in Eukaryota, Viridiplantae, Streptophyta, Magnoliopsida, Nymphaeales, Nymphaeaceae. The record is from RefSeq and is a predicted model, not a curated record. The transcript is spliced from 6 exons. Bases 300 to 1271 code for a protein of 323 amino acids.